UCCGCUUCUUCAUACAUGCCAGAACCCUUGUUCGGUAUAUACAUCCAAACAUGUCACAAAAGUGAUCGCUGGUCCCGUAGUCGUAAACGUUUACCUUUUGAAUUGUGUGGCCCAACCAAAUGCCACUUGAACCAUUCAUACACGAUAAGUUUUGUGUAUAGAGGCAACUUGAAAGUUGAACAAUAUAUGAAGCUCUCCGUAAAUUUGGAGGAUUAGUGUUUGUGAUUUGGUUCCUGUGACCUACGUGUGUGUGUGUGUGUGUGUGAAUUAGUGGGGGCUUAAGUCUACCUACCAAGUCUCAACUCUUGUGCAAUUUCAAGAACUGCUCUAUAAUGUUCCAUAAUUUUUUGUUCUAACAAAGUCUUUUUGAGAGAUUAUAUUCUUUCAGCUGCUCAUGUGUUGUUGUGGAGGAACAAGAAGAUCUUGGUGUGUCGGUGUGACCGUUGGAACGGAGGUUAACCGUGGUUUGAUGUUUCUUCAGGACUUGGCUUGUAGAGGGAGUUUGAAACAGUUCCUCAUGGCUGCGAUUGGACUAUGGCUAGCCGCAAUGAUAGGGAGCUGUUGCAACUUCCUAACUGUUUUGUAUAUUGGGUUUGUGGGAGCAGGAGGUGUGUUCGUUUGUAUUUUCCUGUGGAGGAUCAUGUUGGGAUUGCUAGCACUUUCGUUGGUCUCUCUGAGGGUAUGGCUAAGUACGGCUUCCUUGUUCUCUCCUCUGCUAUUGUCGCAUUUGCUGUAAGUGUUUUUGGCUCUCUCUGUGCCCAUCAUCUCCUAUAACUUUAGCAUUGUCUAGAACUUUGAGAGACAACUUAGGAUUGGUUCAGUGGUAGAUAAUUGUCCAGAGGUAAAAAAUGUGGAACUGUUCUUUAGUUUUCAUACAAAUAGAGUACUGUUUUGUAGUGUAUGGAUGUGAAAUUGAGCUAUUGAGAUAGUUUUGAGGGUAACCAGGAGUAGAUAUACAGGCACAUUUUGAUUCUGUUUGCAAAA
Brassica napus (rape) is the source of this 984-nucleotide messenger RNA. RefSeq names its product reticulon-like protein B8. The transcript is spliced from 3 exons. The record is from RefSeq and is a predicted model, not a curated record. The coding region runs from base 395 to 736 and encodes 113 amino acids. Lineage: Eukaryota; Viridiplantae; Streptophyta; Magnoliopsida; Brassicales; Brassicaceae.